This is a messenger RNA of Punica granatum (pomegranate), 1515 nucleotides long. NCBI's taxonomy places the organism in Eukaryota, Viridiplantae, Streptophyta, Magnoliopsida, Myrtales, Lythraceae. The record is from RefSeq and is a predicted model, not a curated record.
GGUCUUCCUAAGCGAUUCUGCACUCUUCAUCUGCCAAAGGAAGAUACAGCUAUUAUUUUGGAGGAUGCAAGCGGGAGCAAGCAAGAAACUAGAUAUCUCUGGCAAAAGACGGGUCUAAGUGGUGGAUGGAGAUAUUUUUCGAUUGAUCACAAGUUGCAGGAGGGGGACAUAGUAGUUUUCCAGUUAGUCAAGCCAACCAAAUUUAAGGUUUACAUUGUCAGAGCUAGCGAGUCUGAUGAGGUGGCUGGAGCUCAUUGCCUCGAUGAGCCAGAUCCCUCUUUGGAGAGAGCAUUUCCUGAGAUUGAUACCAAGGCAAGCAGAACAGAGAGUAGUGCAGAUGAUGAGCGUAGGAUCUGUAACACAGAUACUUGUUUACUAGAUCUGCCCAAACACGAUGUUGAAGAUAUUUCAGCAGAAGCACUGGACGAGAACAGAUUUCAAGAAUCUGUUGUCAAUUUUAGAAAUGUGAAAGGUUGGGAGCAUUCUGCAGCAGUGGUGGAUGGUGUAGAUAUAGAUUCUGAACUCCCAAAGCAUGUUCGAGCGAAGUACUACGAGCUCUGCCGCAGCCAAAAGUCGCUCCUUCAUGAGAAGCUUCUCAUGGGUCUCAACUCUAAAUUGGCCUUAGGAAUGGUCUCCGAGACUGUAAAUAUAGCUGAUGCUAUCAGAGCCUCUAAGAUCACAACCUCCAUUCAAGAUUUCACUACCUGGGGAAAGACUUUGAAGGCAUUCAAGGAUCUGGGCAUGGAUGUUGGAUUCUUACUAGCUAGGCUCGAUCAACUCAUGAACCUCGCUAUCAAGUCAAAGAGGAUAAAGGAGGCAAGGAGGGAGCGAGCUGCAGCAGAACAGGAGAUGAGGAUACUGGAAGCUAAGGUCUUGGAGGUUGAGAUUACGAUCAAUAACCUCGAUGCUGAGAUCAGUACUUUGGACAAGGAUGAGAAUGGGUUCGAAUUGGAUGUGAUGUUUCAUGAAGUUUCCUGUGCACCUUGGUGAUGAAAAAUCAUUGAGAUUCUCGCCUCGUAAGCGGGGGGAACAAACAAUGGAAGUUCCAAUAAUGCACGCAGGAUAUGGUGAUGAAGAAUAGUCCUUCUGGGGGUGACAAAUAAGUAGUGUAAGAAUGUUGGCAAGUAUGAUGAGGUAAUGAAGAGCUAACCUUUCUGCAAACUAGGAAUUGGGACUUCAUCCUGCAAUAGGUUGGUGUGCAUGUCUUAAGUCUUGAGUUUGAAUCUUGGUCAGUACUGCUUAUUUUGAGGUACGGACUCUUUAACAGUAAUUAUUCACGGCGCAUUCAUUGAGAGGUUGCACAUUUCUGGAGUCCACCCCAGGUUGCACAGUCUGUAGAGAGAGAGAGAACUGUGGAGGUGAGUCGAAGCGGAACUAUGAGGGAUGACGGUGGCAGAGCAUGGAGGAGAGCAAGUCGCAUGGGACUCGCCAGUAAUCGAAGCCCUCAUCUGCGCUGGCGAGGAGGUCAACCCGGAUAGCUAGCUUGCCGCUCGAAGUUACAGGGAAGUAAGUCUC